This is a messenger RNA of Nerophis lumbriciformis (worm pipefish), 2871 nucleotides long. NCBI's taxonomy places the organism in Eukaryota, Metazoa, Chordata, Actinopteri, Syngnathiformes, Syngnathidae. The record is from RefSeq and is a predicted model, not a curated record.
ACCCUGGUCAGACAUGAAGAACCCUCCAGGCCGCUGAAAGUUGGAGUUGAGAACCUUUCUCGACAAGCCAUGGCUGACAAAGACACAGGUGCGGCAUACGUGGAGGUGGACUACGACUACGAGUACAAGGCCAAAGACAAGACGGUGAGCAUCCGGCAGGGCGAGUCCUACGCGCUGGUGAAGAAGACCAACGAGGACUGGUGGCAGGUGAGGAAGGAGGAGGGCACCAAGACCUUCUACGUGCCGGCGCAGUACGUCCGGGAGGUGCGGCGCCCCCUGAUCCCCCCCCAGAAGCCGGCCUUGAGGACCAAGCCCACGGUCCUGGACAUUUGCAGGGCGCCCGACGAGAACAUCAACCGGCCAGAAAUGUCCAGCUUCGGCCGCUCCUCGCCGUCCUCCACCCCUUCCCCGUCUUCGGACCGCGUCACGCCGCCGGCUCCGCCCAAAGACGCCAACCAGAACUUGGGGAGCCCGCAUCACGGCAAGGUGGUGGCAGAACUGCUGCUGCUCCACAACAACAACCACCACCACCACCACCACCACCUCCUCGCCAACAACGCCACUUUGCCGCGCACGCGAGCCGACUCGCCGCCGCUCCCGGAAGGGAACCGCGACCAAAGUCCGGAGCGGAGCAAGGCGACCCCGCCAGGGAACGGACUGAGCAAGCUACACCACGACUCGGAGUCGGGGGACGAGCUGAGCAGCAGUUCUACAGAACCCAUGCAGACCACAUCGCCCACAGGUCCGGGCAGGUCGGACUCGCCGGUCUACACGAACCUCCAGGAGCUGAAGAUCUCUCAGUCCGGCCUUCCUCCGGUGCCGUGUGGUUCUCCUCUGCAGGUCCAUGGAGACUGGGAGACGCACAAGGAGGCCAGUGGCAGACACUUCUACUACCACCGAGCCACGGGCGAGCGCACCUGGAAGCCACCUCGCAGCAGAGACCACCGAGGAGACAGUCACGGCACGGCCGACUGCGAGUUUGGUCCCCAGCUGCUGUGGUCAGAGGAAGUGUGUCCCAGCACACACUCCAGUCAGUCGGACAGUCAGUACGGGUCGCCCCCUAGAGGCUGGUGUGAGGAAGUGGAUGAACACGGACACACACUCUACGUGUCAGAGUACACACACGAGAAGUGGAUAAAGCACGUGGACGAACAAGGUCGGCCUUACUACUACAACGCAGAUGGAUCCAGGUCUGAGUGGGAACUGCCCAAGUACAACAUGUCCCCUCAGUCUGGCGAGGCCCCCAAGAGUCGCAGCCUGGAGAGGAAACAGCCGGAGCCCAUUGUGCUCACCAAGUGGAGACACAGCACCUACGUCCUGGACCUCAACGACAAGGACUGCGCCCCGGCGCCCAAGCUCAGCUCUCCUGACUCUGACUCCUGCCCAUCAUCUCCUAAGCACUUCUCUACUCCGUCCGAGAAGUGCGGCGUCCUGAACGUCACCAAAGUGACGGAGCAUGGCAAGAAAGUCAGGAAGAACUGGGCGUCUUCAUGGACGGUCUUGCAGGGCUCCUCCCUCCUCUUCGCCAAAGGUCAAGGGGGCAGCAGCAGCUGGAAGUUCGGCAGCAACCAAUCCAAGCCAGAGUUCACGGUGGACCUGCGCGGUGGUUCAGUGGACUGGGCCUCCAAGGACAAGUCCAGCAAGAAGCACGUCAUCGAGCUGAAGACGCGUCAGGGCACGGAGCUGCUGAUCCAGUCUGAGAUUGACAGCGUGAUCAAGGACUGGUACCGGGCCCUGACAGAGACCAUCAACACACACGUGUGGGAGUCUGACGACGCCAUCGAGGAGGACUUGCCCGAGUCUCCAGGAGCUGAGAAGCAAGACAAAGACAAAGACCAGCGGGACUCAAAGAAGACCAGAGUGGUGAUGAAGACGUCUGUGAGUAUGGACACUUCGGACCAGAAGAAAACUCGCCUGAAGCUGAAGAAGUUCUUGACGCGACGUCCCACCUACCAGGCGGUGCGAGACAAAGGCUACAUCAAAGAUCAAGUUUUUGGCUGCAGUCUGAGCAGCUUGUGUCAGCGGGAGAACACUUCUGUGCCCACCUUUGUCACCACCUGUAUCAACCAUGUGGAGAACACAGGUCUCAGUGUUGAUGGCUUGUACAGAGUCAGCGGGAACUUGGCCGUCAUUCAGAAGCUGCGCUUUGCUGUCAACCAUGAUGAGAAUGUGGAGUUGGAGGACAGUAAGUGGGAGGACAUUCACGUCACCACAGGAGCGUUAAAAAUGUUCUUCAGAGAACUUCCUGAACCUCUCUUCACCUACGGCUCCUUCAACGACUUUGUCCACGCCAUCAAAAGUUGUGACCCCAAGAUCAGACUGACUUCCAUCAAAGAUCUGAUCAGGAAGUUGCCAAAAGCAAACCAGGACACCAUGCAGGUCCUCUUCAAACACCUGCGCAGGGUGACAGAUCACGGCGAGGCGAACCGCAUGACGACUCAGAGCGUGGCCAUCGUGUUCGGACCCACGCUGCUGCGGCCCGAGACGGAGACGGGCAACAUCGCGGUCCACAUGGUCUACCAGAACCAGAUCGUAGAACUGAUCCUGCUGGAGUACCACAGCAUCUUCGGCAGGUAAACACCAGCCGGGUCAAGACUCUUUUUCUUUUUGGCGGCCAGGACAGAAGAGUGUGGUGGACCUUUUUCUUUGACGCGGUGGAGGGAAAACGGCGAGUGACCAACUUUCAGGGCUUUUGUGUCCCCGGGGGCGAGCCAGACCGUGGUUCUGGUGUGUCCUGGUCUGUGGCGCCAUCUUGUGCUCCGGCUGGGAAUCGCAAGAAAAGUUGUUUUUGUUUUUGCACUUGGAAGAACUGGAACUGUUUGUUUGUGCUCGUGUUCGAACCCCAGACUCCAUUAAAAUGAAAUUCAUGUC